Messenger RNA from Aspergillus viridinutans, 2067 nucleotides. RefSeq lists its product as uncharacterized. NCBI's taxonomy places the organism in Eukaryota, Fungi, Ascomycota, Eurotiomycetes, Eurotiales, Aspergillaceae. The transcript is spliced from 8 exons. The coding region runs from base 1 to 2067 and encodes 688 amino acids. The record is from RefSeq and is a predicted model, not a curated record. Gene Ontology annotation, cellular component: cytoplasm.
AUGAAUUCCACCCCACCAGACCCCCCUUCCGUGCAAGAUCUCCUGCGCUCCGGAAAACCAUUUGUCCCCUUUUCCGAGUUCUCGGUUCAUGGCCUCUGUGACCUAAAUCACAAAGAAGCCAAUGACUGGUUGGAACGCAGGUUGCAGGAAGAAAAACCGUUUAUUAUUCAUGGCUUUGACAAGCUCGACAAUUGGGACAAGGGCAUUUUGAGCAGCAAGAGCCUGGUAGACCUGUCUUCCUCGGGAUCAAUACCUGUGAGGAACUGUCAGACGGGACGAGAUGUGCGUAUGAAGCUUGCGGAUCUUUUCCAGUGUCAGACGGACCAUACGCGAAGUAGCAGUAUCCGAGAAUCUCUAUAUGCAAAAGAUCUUCAGUGUCCGGAUGAGUGGGUUAAAGCUUUGAGAGCCAUCUUACCAUCAUCUUUGCAGCACUUGGGUUCUUUGGACUUGUUCCGAGUAUUGCCCCGAGAAAUUGCGCCAGAGGUCUUGAUGGCGUAUGCCGGAACCCAGGGAUCUUUUUCCGGCUUUCAUAGAUGCUUUAGCGGGACACUUGCUCUCAAUCUCGUGAUUGAAUCCAAAGACCGUCAGCCAGGGUCAAUCUGCUUCGGUACUGACAGACAAUCGCAAACAAAAUAUGACGCUUACAUGGAGGAAUUGGGAAAGUCAUCGCAUACCGACUGGGCCAAUGUUUCGAUCGCGCAGCUACGGUCAGCCGAUUUUCCCAUCUAUGUUACCUACCAAGAACCUGGCGAUCUGAUUGUCUAUCCAUCAGCAACUGCACACCAAGUUUGGAACAUCGGUCCAAUGGUUACCAGGGUCGUUUGGAAUAUCAUGCAUACAUCUUCCGUGGUGUCUUUCUUUGAUUACAUCCAACCCGCGUAUCAAAGGCAAUGCCAUACAGACACCGGCCGAGUCCCAUUGAUCCCGUUACAUGCACUUAGAGAUCCUACUACGCUCAGCGCAAAGGAGCUGAAACUCCUUUUGGAGAUCUUCGAGCGGCUGGUCGACGAUGAUGAUACGGGGUCAAAUGUACCUGUAAAGCUUGUGGAUACUCAAGGUGCCGUGGUGGAAUGCAAUUAUUGUGGACUGACUAUCUGGAAUCGGCAUUUGCAUUGCAGAAAUCUCUGGGUCUUUUGGCUAGAGCUGCGACAGAUGCUCGACGACAGUCUAUGGAACGCCUUUGCCAUCUGUGCCGAGACAACCAUACAGUGUGGAAAGGGAUCACGUGCUCCCAGUGCUCUGCGUUCUUCUGCUUCCGUGGUCUCUACAGACAUUUUGAUAUUGAUCUCAUUCCUCUGCUCCGAAGAGAGGGCCCGUGGUAAAGAAAAACCCGUCAGAGCCCGCAUCAAGCCUGCCGAUCCCCGAGGCCGCGUUAUGGGCUUUGUAGACAAUGUGUUCGAUCAGAAGAGAGGAAAGAGAGCCAGCGCAGGGCCACAAAUAACACCUUCGCAGACGGCCAUCUCUCUGCAAGGGCGAAAACGGCCUAGACCAAACAGCAGCGAAGGCUUCGAGCAACGACUGCUGGACCGCAGCAGGUUUUCUUCUACGGAGGACACUCAACCGUCUGGCAUUGUGAGAUCAGAAUCAGACAACUUACGGAGCAGAGACACUGCUCAACCAAAUAUACAUCUCGCCAGAGUGCAUUCUUAUGGGAAUCCUUGGCCUAAAGGACAGCUUCGAAUUUGUGACCUGGUUGAGAGCCGGGAUGAGAGUGCGGCGGCUGAAGGAAGCUCUCGCAAUCAGGCCACACAGUACCAGCCUGCUGCACUUCCUGAGAUAUCAAACCGGCGCGAUCACUCUUCAAGAGAAAACAACUCUUCUACAAGUGAAGAGAGUAUUCUUAUUUUGGAGAAGAGAUUGGACGCUCUUCGUCGAUAUGCGGAUGAUCUUCUUGAGCUCUCUUUGGUGGAGUCGCAUGCUAAAGUGCUUGAAAAGAUCACUGCAUUUGAAUCCCAGAUUGAGCAGAUCAGGAGGCGAAAGGCCGAAAUGCUCUUCAGUAAUUUGAAUCGGGACUUUCCCGACCUGGCCAACGUAGCCAUGGAAGAGGCGCGACGGCGAGGGCUAUGA